AUUCGAGACUCGUUCACUUUCAUUUAACAAGUGCGCGAAAAAAUCAUAACGUUUGUCCGAUUCAGUUUUGCCUAAUCAUUUUAGUAGAGUAAUAAACAAAAGACCCCAUUGAAUUCAACCAAGAUAAAUACUUUCAACACAAUACAGUCACAAUGCAGCGCCCUCGUCGUACAUCGGAGUUUUGUGAAGAACCGGGCACAGCAACUAAACGCUCAUCUAGGAGCACACAACAGCGGCAAAGUCGCAUUGCACGCCCGCCUUCGAUAGAACGUCAAACUUUGGUGCUACCCAGCUCUACACAUCGUGCCAGUCGCAUUACACCCCAAAAGCAAAUGCAAAAUGUCUCCAAUGCGGAUGCUCCAGGCACUGCACACAAAUACAACUCAAGUAAAUCCAGUCACAUCACGCGUCCCUCUUCGAUAGAACGCCAAACCGGUUUACCCGGCUCUACGCUACUUGGCAGUCGUACUACACCACAAAAAACACCCAAUUCUGUAAGGAAAUUAACAUCAUGUGCAUUAUUUAAUGCAGAAAAGCAACGCAGUGCGCAUAAUGAUAAAAUUUGGGUGCAAGAGAGGGCACAGCGUAUUGUGGAGCACUUGCGGAAAACCGCCAAACCUGGUGCAGUGCACGGUUUGGCAGCCGAUUUUUUCGCUCGUAGCGGUUGCUUGCGUACAAUGUCCACAAAACAGUUUAUCGGAAUUGUCAAUUAUUUUCUACACUAUAUUUGGGGUACACGAUUUACAGUGGGCAGCAAUUAUGUAGACGAUAUUAUAAAUAUACUGCAAAAACUUAAAUAUCCCUAUCAAGUGAACAAGUCAUGGCUAAAGACGCCUAAUGCGUCGCAUUCAUUUGGCUAUGUAAUACAAUUAUUAGACUUUCUAAUGGAUUUUGUGCCACCGGAAAGCGAAGAGGAAGCUUCUGCUAUGCAAUUUGAACUUGAAGACCCAGAGAAACUAGGUCAGAGCUCAUUGAUGCAGGAAUCGCCUGAUGCUGACUUUACAGAACUGAUGUUACAAAACUCUGAAGAAGGUUUCAUGCUCUGGGAUAAGCAAAAGGAUGACGAUCUCCAAAACUUACAGCAGCAAACAUGUGGCGUACUAAUAUAUAAACGUUCUGGACUACAAGGUACCUUAGCGCUGGAUGCGCAAAUACAUGAACUGAAACAAGAAUUAAAAGAGGAGCAGAAGAAGCGUCCACAUAUACGCAAAGAAGAUGAAGAACAUUGCCUUCAGUUGAAAAGUGAGCAUGAAGAGACUCAAACCCAAAUAAAGACAGCCCAGGAAACACUCGAAGCAAUUACAAAACAAUUAAGCGAAAAGCAGGCAGAACGGCAACAAUACAAAGACGAAUUGAUGGAACUAUUAGAGGAAAAGAUCCAGAUAAAAAAUGAACUUGAUAAGCAAACUAUGAGCGUAGACCAGCUAGAGGCGUUAGCCCAAGAGCUAGAGCAGGGUAAAUAUACCCUAAAACUUAUGGAGCGCACAUUAUGUGACCUGAAAGAUCGUCAACAUCAUCAGCAAGUAUUACUGGCGCGUCAUAAAAAACAAUUGACCGACCUAAUUGCUAAAUACAACGAUAGCAUACGUGAAGUUAGCUGCACUAAAUUGCAAGUUAAUGUGGACGCGCUUCUACUGCCACUAAAUCCAGAACCUGAUGAUGUAAAUGAACGCAUAAAAUUGUUGGAAGAAACACGCGACCAUGCGAAGCAACAACUAGAGCAAAUGGUGGAAAAACAGCAGGAACUGGAAAAGCAGGAAAAUGAACUAAACCAUGAGAUUAUGGUAAAUUUGAAUCCUCAAAUCGACGAGCUGGAGACGGCACUAAAGCUUGCUGAACGCAAUAGCAGAGAUUUUGAAAAACAAAGAGAAAAGCAAAAUGCAGCAAUGAAUGCGCAACUGCAAGAGCUAGAAGAACGUCUGCAAGAGAUGCAGGCUGAAUGCAAAAGUCUACAAGACACAAAACUUGAAAAACAAACCGAAAUUUCAAUGUUAGAAAAUCAAAAUGAGGAACUGAUGACGCGUGCAGAACGUGAGUACAAAGCGGCCGCCGAUGAACGUGAAGCCUUCCUCAAGGACUAUGAAAAAACACUUGAGCGUUCGAAUCAGAUAUUAUCGGAGUUUGAGCAAUUGAUUGAACAACGCGAUUUAGAGCUACAGCAAAUAGAGGAAGAGGAGAAAAAAGUUAAGUAUAAACCAAUGAAAUAAAAAUCAGUUUAUUAAUGUUCUUAUUUUUCUCAAUAUUAAAUACGCAAUAAUUUAUUGCAACACACAAAUGCAAGUACACAUUAAUCAUCAUAUAAAUUGCUUGAUAUAUCUAAAUAUUCUUAAUAACUUGCCCAAAUACAAUAUGCUGCGUCUAAAUGCUUGACUCUUACGUUGCUGCGAUUAGGUGAAAAUUUCAUUGGGUUCAGAGUUGUGGUCUGCACUGUUGCAAUACGCCCAUUUAAAUUUUUAUUUAUUUUAUUUUAACAAACGUUUUUUUUUUUUGUUUUGUAACUAUUGUAAGAUUUUGAUUUCGCUUACUCAGGCAAUCCUUUCCGCUUACGAUUGACCAUGUACAAAUCCAUAGUCCGCCGUGACUUCUUGAGUGAAAUUAUUGAUCCAUAGCAAUAAAGAUUCAUUCCUUUUUUUAUUUUUUUUUGUAUUAAUAUCCAUUUUUAAUAAGUAUGCCACAAGUACAUACAAUACAUUUUAAUGUAUCUCUUAUGCCUUUCCGGUAUUUUUGUUUUGUUUCAAUUAUUGCCGCCCAAAGCUUAGAGCAAAUGUUCUACUACAUAUAGUUUCUCUUCUCUUUGAAAGGUCAUUGGUUGUUGAUUUGUUUAUGAAAUGUAAAUUGCACUUGAAACAGCUACAAAAAUUCUUUGUUUAAAUAUAUUUAUGUAUGUAAUAUACUAGAAAAGGACGAUUUAUAUUUAGAGUACUAUGAAGAUAUUACUCGAAAUUUUUAAAUUUCAAAUUAUCUCUAAUGUCCCCAUUUAAAACUAAAAAAAAUUCAACCAAUAAUUUCUACUUAAUCGUCGCAUACAUUCGUAGUCCUUUACGCUAACGCAAUAUUAAAUCAUAGUUUUUAUUAAAUAUUCGCAAAAUUAUCUUACCCAAAAAGGACUUUGACACAGG
This is a messenger RNA of Rhagoletis zephyria (snowberry fruit fly), 3119 nucleotides long. It is a transcript of the gene Ndc80, whose product is annotated as kinetochore protein Ndc80. The record is from RefSeq and is a predicted model, not a curated record. Gene Ontology annotation, cellular component: Ndc80 complex. Gene Ontology annotation, biological process: attachment of mitotic spindle microtubules to kinetochore. NCBI's taxonomy places the organism in Eukaryota, Metazoa, Arthropoda, Insecta, Diptera, Tephritidae.